ACAACUUGGCAGUUGCGCAACACUGCAAUGGAUUUUGCAGCAUUUGGUCACACUGCGCUCCAAGAGUUAUUCACACGUGCUGUUUUGAAAACAUUUUAUUAAAGAUCAGUGCACUAAAAAGCUUAACUAUAUUGUGGAAAUGACACAUCUGCAGGCAGAAAGCAAUGCGGCUGCAGAGACCGAGCAUCCACGCGGCGUCGUCAGGGAGAGCAGCGUGAUAUUCCGGCGUAACAGAGCGCUGGGCUAUGUGAGCAACCAAGUUCCCGCGGUAACGCGCUAUGUAAAGCGCCGUCGGGAUACACUGCUGAUCACCUGCAUUGGACGCUCCUUCCAAGUGUAUACAGCUAGUCAUUUUCGACUGUUGCAUGUGAGCGGUCUGCAUCCGGAUGAAAUUACUGCAAUGGCAGCGGACAAAAUGCACACGUACACGGCCAGCAACAAGUGCAUCUAUGCGUGGCGCGCUGGCAAGCAUAUAAGACAUGUGUAUCGUCAUGACACCGACGUGCACCUAUUGCUACCAUUUGGCCCCAAUCUGAUUGCUGUUGAUCGCAGCAAUGCGCUUAAAGUAUGGAAUAUACACACAGAUGAUGUGUACUUGGAUGUGCCCUUCCACAAAGAAGAGUUUCUCAUCACGGCUAUAGCACAUCCGCCCACAUAUGUCAACAAGAUUGUGUUGGGAUCGCAACAGGGUCAACUGAAAGUUCUAAAUAUCAAGAAGAACAGUAUUCUAUGCACUCUUAGUCGACACACCAGUCGCAUAACCUGCAUAGAACCAGCGCCAGCAUUGGAUGUGGUGGCUGUAGGAUACGGCGAUGGUUCCAUUAUAGUCUUAAAUCUGAAAUUCGAUGAAGUGGUUGUGGCGUUUAAGCAGGACUGGGGCAUGGUUACCAGGCUGACGUUCCGCACAGAUGGUCCACCAAUAUUGGUGUCAACGUGCAGCAAUGGCUAUAUGGCCAUGUGGAAUCUAGAGGAACGCAAGCUGGCUGGUCAGCUUCAGGCGCAUGAGGAGACCGUAACCACGGCUGUUUGCUUGCCCAGCGAGCCGUUAGUGUAUACCACCUCGCCCGAUAAUUCCAUGAAACUGUUUGUUUUCGAUAUGCCCGAUGGUGGUCCACGCCUGCUUCGCAUACGCGAAGGACACACAAAACCGCCGCUGUGCAUACGCUAUCAUGGCGCUGCGGGCGUGUCUAUACUCUCUGCUGGCGAAGAUUCCACUCUGCGCGUAUUCUCCACCAUAUCCGAGUCUCUCAACAAGAGUAUGGGUAGAGCCUCCUACAAUUCCAAGGCCACAAAAAAGAAAACUCGCUUUCAGUUUGAUAAGUACAGCAUGCCGCCCAUAGUAGAGUUCACUUCGGACGUAGCACGCGAGAAGGAAUGGGACAACAUUGCCGCCAUACACGCUGGCAUUAUACAGACCACCACUUGGACAUUUGACAAGAGUCGAAUGGGAGAGCAUCGUUUGGUGCCCACGCAGUUUCAAAACAAAAAUCGCAGUGACUUUCAAGCCGAGACAACCUGCAUCAUUAUAACGCACUGCGGCAACUUUGUCGUCAUUGGCUACAACAGUGGCGAUGUCGAACGCUUUAAUAUACAAUCCGGAUUGCAUCGGGGCAGCUAUGGUGCGCCCAAUUCAGCGCAUGAAGCCGCAGUUCGCGGUGUGGCCAGUGAUAAUCUUAACCAAGUUUUGGUCACGGCCUGCUCCAAGGGACUUGUCAAGUUUUGGCACUUUAAAGGCAAAUCUGAGAAGCCAAUGGCUGUGCUCCGCUUAGCAGAUGGCGUUGCUUUGAUGCGACAGCAUCGGGAGAGCUCAAUGGUGGCCAUUGCCCUCGACACCUUUAAGAUUUAUGUGGUGGACAUACAUACGCGCGUUAUAGUACGCAAAUUCGUAGGACACACAGGCAAACUCAACGAUAUGUGCUUUAGUCCAGAUAGUCGUUGGCUUAUCAGCGCCGGCAUGGACUGCACCAUUAAAGUCUGGGAUAUACCCUCCUCUUAUAUGAUAGAUCACUUCCGUGUGGAGCGUCCUUGUAUAUCGCUAAGCAUGUCACCAAGCGGCGACUUCUUGGCCACAGCGCAUGUUGGUCUGCUGGGCCUUUACUUGUGGGCCAACAAAACGCUCUUCAAUCAAAUCUCGCUGCGUUCGAUUGAGCCGCUUGAUCCAGCGCCCUAUAUAGGACUGCCUACUAAUGUAUGCGAUGCCAUGGAACUGGAAGAUGCCAUGCAAGAGCUGGGCAUAGAUGAGGAUGACGAUACUGCAGAGCUGGGCGAGUUGAUCAAUGAAAAGUAUAAGUCCCCCAAGCAACUGUCGGAUGAACUAAUUACGUACUCUGGCCUUGCUGCCUCGCGUUGGCAAAAUCUUUUGGAUCUGGAUCUUAUUAAGCAGCGAAACAAACCCAAGGCACCACCCAAAGUUCCCAAGCAGGCGCCUUUCUUUUUGCCCACCGUAUCGGGUCUAGAGAUGCGCUUUGAUGUCAGCAAUGCUGCCAAUGAUGAUGGCUCGCGAGUACUGCAGCUGAGCACGCUCAACAAUCUAACAGUUUUUGGCAAAAUGCUGGAGGAAACUGCAGAAAGCGGCAACUAUCAAAGUGCCGUGGAUCACAUAACACAAUUGGGUCCUUCUAUGAUAGACUUUGAAAUCAAGUCACUGCAUCCGGAUGGUGGCGGCACUACAUUGGCCAUGGUGCAGUUCCUCAAGCUCAUUGAGUUUAUGCUUAACAGUAAUCUGAACUUUGAGCUUGCGCAGUCAUAUCUAAGUGUCUUUCUACGCUCACAUGGACUUAGUUUAACGGAGAAUCCCCAACUGGUUGAGGCGCUGCGUAGUGUUGCCAAAGUGCAACAGGAAUCCUGGGAGCGCAUUGAGAGUAAACUGAUUUACAACAUUGGUGUUGUGUCCGCCUUGAGAAACUUUGCGCGUUAGGUUCGUUCUAUAUAUUUAAACUAUUUACUUGUAGCUCCUUGUUUUUUGUAAAUAA
Messenger RNA from Drosophila busckii, 2972 nucleotides. Its product is annotated as WD repeat-containing protein 36. Lineage: Eukaryota; Metazoa; Arthropoda; Insecta; Diptera; Drosophilidae. Gene Ontology annotation, biological process: rRNA processing. The coding region runs from base 140 to 2917 and encodes 925 amino acids. Gene Ontology annotation, cellular component: Pwp2p-containing subcomplex of 90S preribosome; small-subunit processome. Gene Ontology annotation, molecular function: protein binding. The record is from RefSeq and is a predicted model, not a curated record. The transcript is spliced from 3 exons.